Messenger RNA from Hipposideros armiger (great roundleaf bat), 2801 nucleotides. It is a transcript of the gene MXRA8, whose product is annotated as matrix remodeling associated 8. Gene Ontology annotation, biological process: cell adhesion; cell differentiation. The transcript has 10 exons. Gene Ontology annotation, cellular component: cell surface; membrane. NCBI's taxonomy places the organism in Eukaryota, Metazoa, Chordata, Mammalia, Chiroptera, Hipposideridae. Bases 90 to 1424 code for a protein of 444 amino acids. The record is from RefSeq and is a predicted model, not a curated record.
UAAGGAGGGGGAGGGGGCUGGCUGUUUUUCUGGAGAGUUAGAGCUGGAGUGAGACAAAGCAAGGCCGGCGGGCUGGGCUGGCGGGCGCCAUGGAGCUGCGGUCCCAAGUCCUGCUCUGGAAACUUCUGCUUCUGCAGAGCUCUGCUGUCCUUCUAUCUUCAGGGCCAUCUGGGUCCUCAACAGCGGGCAGCUCCGUGGUGUCCGAGUCCGCAGUGAGCUGGGCGGCUGGAGCCCGGGCCGUGCUGCGCUGCCAGAGCCCGCGCAUGGUAUGGACCCAAGACCGGCUGCACGACCGCCAGCGCGUGGUGCACUGGGACCUCAGCGGUGGCCCCGCCGGCGGGCCCGCGCGUCGACUUGUAGACAUGUACUCAGCGGGCGAGCAGCGCGUGUACGAGCCGCGCGACCGCGGCCGCCUCCUGCUGUCGCCCUCCGCCUUCCACGACGGCAACUUCUCUCUGCUCAUCCGCGCGGUGGGGGAGACAGACGGGGGUCUGUACACCUGUAACCUGCACCACCAUUACUGCCACCUCUACGAGACCCAGGCCAUCCGCCUGGAGGUCACUGAUAACCCCCGGGCCGCCAGCGCGCACUGGGACGGCGAGAAGGAAGUGCUGGUGGUGGAGCGCGGCGCGCCCGCGCUGCUGACUUGUGUGAACCGCGCUCACGUGUGGACCGACUGGCACCUGGAGGAGGCGCAGCAGGUGGUGCACUGGGACCGGCAGCCGCCCGGGGUCCCGCACGACCGCGCCGACCGCCUGCUCGACCUGUACGCAUCGGGAGAGCGCCGCGCCUACGGGCCACCCUUCUUGCGCGACCGCGUGGCGGUGGAGGCGGACGCCUUUGCGCGCGGCGACUUCUCUCUGCGCAUCGACCAGCUGGAGCCAGCCGACGAGGGCACUUACUCCUGCCACCUGCACCACCACUACUGCGGUCUGCACGAGCGCCGCGUCUUCCACCUGAAGGUCACCGAGCCGGCCCCCCAGCCGCCCCCGCGGGACUCCCCAGGCAACGGCUCCAGCCACAGCAGCGCCCCCGCCCCAGACCCCACGCUUGCGCGUGGCCGGAACGUCAUCAACGUCAUAGUCCCGGAGGGCCGAGCCCACUUCUUCCAGCAGCUGGGCUACGUGCUGGCCACUCUACUGCUCUUCAUUCUGCUGCUCAUCACCGUCAUCCUGGCCACCCGGCAGCGCCGCCGAGGAGGUUACGAAUACUCAGACAAGAAGUCCGGGAAAUCAAAGGGGAAGGACGUGAACAUGGCAGAGUUCGCUGUGGUCACAGGGGACCAGGCUUUUUACAGGAGUGAGGAUAUCCAACUAGAUUACAAAAACAACAUCCUGAAAGAGAGGGCUGAGCUGGCUCACAGCCCUCUGCCGGCUAAGAACAUCGACUUGGACAAAGAGUUCAGGAAGGAGUACUGCAAGUAAGGUGACUGGGGCUCCUGGCUGGCCAGCAGCUCCUGUCUAUCAGUGUCCAAGGACAUCCUCCUGACUGACCGUCAUGUAGCUCACCUGGCCCCCCUUCUGGCGGCUGGUCCCGCUCGUCCUGGAACUUUGGCCUGGUCAGGUGCAGAGCAAGACUGCCUCCAGACACCUCUCAGGAGCCACUCAUCCUCGAAGCAACAGUGGGCUCCUUGGGACCCUGCCAAGGGUUGGGGCUGCACCCUCUGUGCAGGUGCACCCUGCUGGCCCUUGCCCCUGGCUCCCCCCCACAACCUAGCCCUCAGGCUCUGCAGGCCUCUGCCCUGUGGGAGAACCCUGCCUCUGCAGGGGCAGGCCAGGAAGACACCCUAGGAGCUGGGGUCAUCCUCAGGACUGGCAUGCCCCUUCCUUUUCCCCUUCUUGUGGGGAGUUGCCUUACCCACCAGGCUGCCAUCCGCUCUGCAUGGGUCCUGAGGACUGGACACCCCAGGCCCUUGGUGCUGUGUCUGGCCACCUGGGGCUGCCCUGGGGCCCUCUCUCUGCUUCCCAGCCUGCUCUAGCCUCCUUUCAAAAUGCUGUCUUGACAGUCACUGGGCUCCUUGUGACUUUUGGCCCCUCCCUGGGCUGGAGUCUGGGGUUCAGUCAUUUUUUGGCUUGUUUUGUCUGAUGGGGGAGGGCUGAAGAUGGUUCUCGAGUGGCCUGUGUGGCCACUGCCAACACCCACAUUUGCUCCUCCUGGUAACUUGCUGCCUUCACAAUAAAGAUCAUCCCUGAUUUUAGACCGAGCGGCCCAGGUAUGCCUCUGCUGCUCCCUGUCCACCUCCGGGGCAGAGCUGGGCCGCGGAACCCCAAAGCUUUCCUUCACUUGAACUCCCACUGCCACUGCCCAGUUCUUGGAGUGGGGAUCGGGGUGCUGGUGUCCUUGGAAGAGCUGCGUCACAGCCAGUUUCUCAGCACUUACUUUCAAGUCCUCUCCUGAGGGUUUGUUUGGACGUGGGGGGAGGGACACACGUGGUGGACCUGGGGGCAGAGGCGGGCAGUGUUAGUUCGGUCCUCUGAGAAGCAGAUGCCAAGAUGGGACCGGAUGUGUGAGGAUGCAGGUGGAGGUAGCAGAAGGCAGGAGCACCUGCAGACAGGUGCCACCCCCCGAUGGAGGGGGUGGAAAGAGGAUGCCUCUUUGUCCCCAAUCCUGACCCUACCCUCCAGAGCCCUCCCAGGACAGCAGCGGGCAGGAAAAGGUGACUGUCACCCUAUGUUGGCAAACCCUGGUGUGAAGAGGCAGCAGCCACCCACACAGAUUGGCAUCCAAGCUCCAACUCUGGGGAAAUGAAAACCCUGGAGCCAUUUUCAUGAAGGCACAGUGUCAAUAAACUCAUAAAGGAA